AGUGCCCAAAUUCCACCCAGUGCCUAAUUCCAACCACUUUCAAUUUCUCAUCCGUUGAUAACGCUACCUAGCGGGUGUUUGUGAAAUUAUGUUGCUAAAGUGAUUAAAUGAUGACGUACAAAACGCCAGCACCUGAAAGCCAAAUGGAAAAAAAUCAUCGCUGAAAAACCACAUUUCAAAAUUGCCGGUUGCAAGGAAGCUCGGAGAAAAAUACCGAUGGAAUUUUUUUAACGAAGUUUUUCGUCAAGUUUGAUGAAUAUAUCUUGAAAGUAGAUAGUUUUCAACAUAUGUGCGGUAUUCAUUUGUGUGAACCACUCACGGAAGGCCCAUUAAUUUCACAAUUUUCAAAUCUCUGUGGGGGUCCUAAUUCCAACCACCAGCAAGUACAACAUGAUAAUUCAUUUUCAAAAAUUUUUAAUACCCAGUAAAUUAGUGGUAGGUAGGAGAAAAGAGCUGCCGUCAUCAUUGUUGAGUGAAAUUAAGGCCUCUGAGGGGAAAAACGAUGUCAGAUACACCUCUUUUUACAUAAUGAAUUUUUGAGUCUUUAAAUUCAGGUAUGAUGGAGAAUCUUGAAAUUUUGUUUUUUACUGCCCUCAAAUUUGCAAAUCUCGGCAUGUGACACUUUAAUAAUAAAUGAAGAUUUAAUUACUUUUGUAUUUUAAUCAAUAAACUUUGUAUUUUUUGCAAUUUACGCAACUUUUUUUCAUAGUAAGAGUAGGUGGUUGGAAUUAGGGACCCAAACAUGAAAAUUUGCGAUUUGACACUUUUCACUAAAGUUCAUUUUUUUUUCUCUGGGGAUGGUUUUUCCACAAGGUGACAAUGCCAAAUGAAUUUUGAAUAGUUACUUUAUCAAAUGGUUACACAACUUUUAAAAAAAAUUCAAAUUGAGAUAUCCGAAAAUGCAUUUAAAAAAAAGUGGUUGGAAUUAGGGCACUUUACCUUAUUUCACGGAGUUGGGAAUCGAAACAGUGUACAUUUCACCUCAUUAUCCUUCUCCAAUGGAAGAUGGGGGCUACGAUAUUUCCAAUUACACCGCAAUUAAUCCAAUGCUAGGAACAAUGGAGGAUUUCGAAGAGCUUGUAGAUGAAAUAAAAGUCAGAGGUUUGAAGUUGAUUGUGGAUACCGUAAUUAAUCACAGCAGCGAUCAACAUCCUUGGUUCAUUAAAUCAAUCAAUAGGGAGGAUCCUUAUACUGAUUUCUAUGUUUGGCGCGAUCCUAAGUCUUACGAUUGCAAUGGAAAACCUAUACCACCCAAUAACUGGAUGAGCCUCUUUAAAGGAAGUGCUUGGGAAUGGAACGAACAAAGAAAACAGUUUUAUCUACAUCAAUUCACCCACUAUCAGCCGGAUUUCAAUUUAAGGAAUAAUCUGAUGAGAAACGAGAUCAAGAAAAUUUUCAAAUUUUGGCUCGACAAAGGAGUGGCUGGUUUCAGAAUGGACGCAACCAAACAUCUUAUAGAAGACGCUGAAUUUAGAGACGAGCCUGUCAAACCUGGUGUAACUGUGCCUGUUUAUUUUAACGAUUUCACGCAUAUUUACACGCUUGAUUUAUGGGAAACGUACGUGUUUUUACACGAGAUUCGACUAUUUUGUGACAGAGUUACAAAAAAAUUCACCGAUUAUGAAAGAGUUCUUCUUCCUGAAGCUUACGGAGGUGGUAAAAUGCUGUAUCAGUAUUAUGGCUCGAAAGAUUACAAAAUAGCUCAUUUUCCAUUAAAUUUUGCUUUCGUUUUGGUUGCUGAUUUCAAAAAUGCCUCAUUUUUUCAUAAUUUAAUCAAUAAUUACCUCAGUCCGAUACCUGAAGGAGGAACUCCUGCUUGGAAUUCAGAAAAUCACGAUAAAUUCAGAAAAGCCAUGGUGUAUAAUCCGGAAUACGAGUACAUAUUUACCACAAUGGUGAUGUUACUGCCCGGGGUGGCUUACACUUAUUAUGGACAAGAAAUUGGUAUGAUUGGAAUGAGAAUUCGCGAUGAUCAAAAAAAGGAUUCACAUCCGGAUGAUUUCACUAAAAAAACGAGAGACAGUGCUAGACUACCAAUGCAAUGGGACGACUCUUUCAAUGCAGGAUUUUCCUCCAAUCCCAACACUUAUUUACCAGUCAGCUCCGAAUAUUGGGAAAUCAACGUAAAGAAACAAAAAUGCGAUAAAAAUAGUCACUACAAUAUAUUCAAAAAAAUGCUCAAAUUGAGGAAAACGGAUGUGUUUAAACAUGGAGAUUUCAAGUCGUAUGUCAUUUCAACUUGGGUAUUCGCAUUCACAAGAACUAUGAAAGGACAAGAAACCUUCGUUGUAGUUGUAAACCUAGGUAGUGAAACAGAAAUAGUCAAUUUGAGCAGCGUUAUUCACAAUCUUCCAGAAGUGAUGAACGUUGAACUGUCCAGUCCCAAUUCUGGAUACAGCUUUGGUGACGAAAUUGCAACUUCAGCAACGGUUUCAAAUACAUUCAUCUUGAGAUCCUUCGGCGUUGUGGUGCUCAGUUCGAAGACCACAACGACUACAAGAAAAUGAUUUUUCAUCCCGACUAAAUAUCAUUGGAGUGAGAUGAAUCAGUAAGGAUGAUCAACAAUACAGGGAAAUUUCAAAUGCUUUAUUCUGUAUAAAAUACUACACAUUAUAAUAUUUUGCAACUAGUAUGGUAUCAAAUUAUUCAUUAUAAAUAAGAAGGUUUCCUAACUCGAGACUUUAUCGACAUAUUAUAACCAUUCACCGAAUCGAUCACAAAAGACAUGUUCAAUUUUAUAUCGUCCAUUGUGG
Messenger RNA from Planococcus citri (citrus mealybug), 2753 nucleotides. Its product is annotated as maltase 2-like. Bases 999 to 2507 code for a protein of 502 amino acids. Gene Ontology annotation, molecular function: alpha-amylase activity; cation binding. The transcript is spliced from 9 exons. The record is from RefSeq and is a predicted model, not a curated record. Gene Ontology annotation, biological process: carbohydrate metabolic process. Lineage: Eukaryota; Metazoa; Arthropoda; Insecta; Hemiptera; Pseudococcidae.